Molecule: messenger RNA, 1206 nt
Organism: Ambispora leptoticha
Lineage: Eukaryota; Fungi; Glomeromycota; Glomeromycetes; Archaeosporales; Ambisporaceae
Source: the annotation of a GenBank genome assembly
AUGAAGAAUACAACAAAAGCACCAAUACACUAUAGAGAUAAUGGACAGCUCCACUGUCCAGUGGUAGGCCAUGUAGUCACGGAAUUAAAGAUAAAUCAAAAAGAUGGAAAGUUCGCAGGCCUUACUGUGGUUGAGAGCAGUGCCACCUCUGAAAUGCCAGCAUUAACCAGUGACCAGCAUUCUAUAUUUUCUCAAGACCCACCACCGCUACAGGUUUCGCCAAAUUCCAAGACAAGGGUUUUUCUGGAAGAAUUUAACAUGCUAAUUUCGCGAAUUAUGAAGGCUAAUGAUUUGUCGUUGAACAAUAAUCUGUUGCAAAGCUUUUCAGAUUUUCAAUGGGUGUAUGAAGGUUUGAAAGAUAGAAAGAGUGAUAAUAAUAAGGAUGGAAUCGAAAGUAUGGAAAUUUCUGACAAUGAACUUCGGGAACCUAGGGAGAUUGAAAUAAUUGAGAUCUCUGAUGAUCAUGAUGAACUUCGAGAACCUAGGGAGAUUGAAAUAAUUGAGAUUUCUGAUGAUGAAGAUGAAAUUCAAAAUCCUAGGGAGAUUGAACUAAUUGAGAUUUCUGACGACGACGAAUAUGAUAAACCAGCGCCACGAUGCUUUAACCUUAUGAAUACCAGCAUUCGUAACCUCAUGUCUUUUCCUGGCGUUGAAAUAGAACGUUAUCCCCUCUUGCCAAAGUUUAAAAAUCUCCGUCUCAAAAAAGCAGCACUAACUCAUCGUAAGAUGAAUUCAAUAGUUGGAUUCAAUUAUGAGCGCCUAGAACAUCUAGGAGACCGGGUGCUCCAACAUGUAGCAAAUCAGAUGGCUUUUGAUAGAACCAAAAAUCAUCCCAUGCUAUGUGACCAUGAACAAAAAAUUAUGAAACGUAUCGAAGUUGCAAUCAACUUCUUUGUCAAUAACAAAACUCUGGCAGUGAUAGGAAAUAUUCUGGACAUUGCUACGUAUGUGAUUAAGGAAGUUGGAGGACCACAAAAAUUAUCCACCAAAGACACCGCUGAUUAUGUGGAAGCCUUGAUCGGCGCUCUUUAUGAAGAUAAUAAUCGCAACUUUGAUCCAAUCAGAGAAUGGUAUGAACCAAUAACCGGUUCUCUCUUAGAUCGGAUCUUGUACGCGACGAUUUAUAGGAAUCCUAAUGAAGCGGAUGUCUUUAACUGGGUAACGGACAUUUACUCUCACCUUAAUAAAAAAUUCAAAAAUAAAUGA